Messenger RNA from Camellia sinensis, 2227 nucleotides. The record is from RefSeq and is a predicted model, not a curated record. Lineage: Eukaryota; Viridiplantae; Streptophyta; Magnoliopsida; Ericales; Theaceae.
CAUUUUUUUGUUUUUUUUUAUCAGCAAAGAAAUGAAUUUUAUUGAUGCAAAAAUAUCGUAUACAUCAAUAGAAAGAUGGAUGCACAAGCAUCAUAGCAAGCAAUAUGAUCUCAACUAGGUUGACACCAUAGAACAAGUCCAAUCAUUUGCAACAUCACAUCGGGCUAGCGAGCAACCAGCCAAAGAAGGAAUACAACCCCAAAUAAACAAGAAAGCCAACUAAAACUCCCAAAAAUAGUAGCAGCAGCAGCCACAAAAUCAAAUUAACAAAUAGCAGCAGCAGCUACAGAGCCAAACCAGUAACCAAAACUGACAGCUCAGCCACAGGACCAAACUAGAAUUGAGAGUCACAGAGCCAAACCAGAUAGCAGCAGCAGAGCCAAAACACAGCCACAGAGCCAAAACAGAUAGCAACAGCAGCCACAGGACCAAACCAGAAUUGAGAGUCACCUGGAACAAAAUCUGACCUGAUGUAAAUUAAAGACAAUGUCAUUUACUGAGAAGGGCAACCCUGUGUAUGAUGCUUUGGUCCAUAAUGCAAUUCUCACUUUGACCAAUUCACAUAUCUCCUCCAAGCUAGAUUGGGCAUUAUUGAAAAUACAAUCAUUCCUUGAUUUCCACAUUGACCAUAAUACUGCAAACGGAAUAAUUCUCCAAAUCUUCUUCUCUAAUUUUUUUCAACUUUGUUCCUGACCACCAAUGUAACAGCUCAUCUACUGAUUUUAAUAUCACCCAUUGAAUACCCCACCAUUUCAUAAUUUUGGACCAUACGACAUCACAUCUCAUACGACAGCAAAGGCUACGUACCCUCUCCUCCUUCAAUGUUCUCAAACAUUUAUAGUAGAAAUCCCAUUCCCACCCCUCUUUCACACACACCCCCAAAUUCUAUUUAAAUUCACCAACAACUGAGAUAAAAAGAUAACAAAUCUCUUAGUAUAUUCUAUUGUGAAGGGUUACCAUUUUGGACUUAUAGAAAAUGAAAAAAGUUCUUCACCACCACCUUCUCUCUCUCCUCCUCUUCAUUUUCUCUUUCACAACUGAUUCCAAGUCUGUGAUUGAACCUUGCUACUCUUCAGAUUCAUGCCCUUCUCUCCUCUCUUAUAGACUGCCUUGGGACUCGAAACUCUCCGAGGUCGCAUUUAUAUUCCAACUAAACAUUUCUGAUAUCUUAGGUUCCAACAACAUUGAUGCCAUGGUACCAUGGUCCUCGAACCAAAUUCUUCCUGCCAGAUCCCUCGUUAAAGUGCCCACUUCGUGCCAAUGUGUCAAUGGCAUACGUCGGUCAGUUUCAACCAUUUACACCGUUCGAGCAUCAGAUACUUGGAACUCUAUAGCGAAAGGCUAUGGUGAGCUUGUUAGCGCAGAGCAGAUAAGAAUUAGUAAUGUGGAGGUGCCAUUGACAAGUGGACAGAGACUUGUCAUUCCUCUACCGUGCAUGUGCUUGAACAACACCGAUGGUGAAGGUGGAGCGGCAGUGUAUAUGUCGUAUGUGGUGGAGAUUGGGGAGAACUUGAGCAGCAUUGGAGAUGAGUUUGGGACUACUGUUCAUGAACUGGAAGGUGUCAAUGGUUUUGAUCAAUCUCAAGUCAGUCCAGGAGAUGUACUAGCCAUUCCAAUACCCGCAUGUUCAUCAGCAAAUUUAAGAUGGUACAAUGAGAGUCUCGUUCUUCCAAAUGGGUCCUACACUCUCACAGCCAAUAACUGUGUCAAAUGCAGCUGUGACCAACACAGUGAUCUCAGCUUGCAAUGUUCACCAUCAGGGAUUGAGCAAUCUUGCCCUAAUUUACAGUGCAAAGGUUCCAAUCUUUUCAUUGGCGACGCUUAUGAGAGGCCAACAACAUUUGGUUGCAGUGUCAAUGAAUGUGUUUACCGUGGCCAUUUCAAGCAUAAAAUUUACAAGAGCUUAGUUAACUCUUCUUACAUUCACUGCUCAGGCAAUAUGAUUCACACCAUAGCUUCACCAGCUUCUUCACCAUCUCCUUACCCAUCUUCAUCUACUGAUAUGCCUAUGGUGAUUGAUCCAUCUAAUCCUACAAGCAGUUCUAUGAACAGAAGUUGCUAAUAAGUCCAGCUAUACGUUUCUGUUUAUUUCUUUUGGAGAUUUCUCUUCCUUUUAUCUUCUGAUCAAAAAAGUAAAUAAAAAAAAAUGUUCUUGACUAUCUAUGUAUUAUUGUAAUUUGUAAAACUCUUAUUGGUUAUAGUGUGCACAACAGUGAUUUUCAACUUA